CAAAGACAAUACGGACGGAAAAUGUGGAAUUCCCGAUCAUGUACCGGUACCUGAACAUGCCACGCUUACCCUUGCACACUCAUCCGCCCAUUCCUAUUAAGAAUUGAGACCAUGAUCACAGCUUUCCAAGGUUCCUUAGGUAAUUACUAGGGAGAUACGACACUCCGUAGAUAUUACCAGGUAGAUAGAUACCUUAUCGCUCCCUUAUCCACCAAACUUCAAAGACAUUCAAUGUGAGACCUUAAUCAGCAAGCAUCACAACCACAUCUUGGUUUGCUGGUACAUAUCCAAUUUCAACAUUUCAUAUUUCAUUUCUCAAUGAUACUCGACAUGACAUGAGAUAUCUAUCAUCCAACGGCAAUGAACAGAUCUUCCUCAUCUACCGGUCUAUCGCUUCCACUUCCCGGCUCCCCAGGAUCUUCAUGGGCCAUGUAUCGAGCUAGAUUUGCCGCUAUUUUUCACGGCGCAGAUACGUCGGUUUUGAUCGCGUUUUGGUUGUUUGGUCUGAUCAAUAAUGUUUUGUAUGUGAUUAUUUUGUCGGCGGCCUUGGAUUUGGUUGGUCCUGAUAUUCCGAAAUCUGUCGUUUUACUCGCAGAUGUCCUACCUUCUUUCGUAACGAAACUCGUCGCUCCUUACUUCAUUCAUAAGAUUCCUUACUGGAUACGCAUCAUCGUCUUCUGCUCCUUAUCCUCGGGGGGCAUGCUCCUCAUUGCAUUAACUCCCGACGACAAAUCUGUAUCGACAAAAUUAUUCGGUGUAAUACUUGCGAGUCUCAGUAGUGGUGGUGGAGAAUUAAGUUUCUUGGGUCUCACGCAUUACUAUGGGCAUUUCAGUCUGGCAGCAUGGGGAAGUGGAACAGGAGGGGCAGGCUUAGCAGGAGCUGGAUUAUAUGUUCUUUUGACAACUAUCAUUGGACUAUCUGUCAAGAUCAGUCUUCUAGCUUCUGCUUUUUUGCCUUGUAUAAUGCUUCUCUCUUUCUUCGUUAUACUACCUCAAGGACCAUUGAGGAGAGCAUCUCUAAGGAAAGAUUACAACACACUCCCUGGAGAAGAUUCGCUUAAUCAACCUCUCACGAGUUCAGAUAUCGAUGAUCUACCACCUGAUUCAGCAGCGGCUUCUCUACUCGCACCUGGUCCGGCCAUCGCAUCAGAAGCCUACUCCUCACACUCUCCCCGGCCCUCUUCUCCGGGAUUAUCUCAUCAUGAACCGAAAUCGACUUUCCUCUAUAAUCUCCACCGCGCCUCCUCUCUUUUCUUUCCCUACAUGCUUCCUCUCCUCCUCGUUUACAUAGCCGAAUAUACCAUUAACCAAGGCGUCUCUCCUACUCUGCUCUACCCUACCCCUUCUUCGGGAAAUCCCUUUUCUCACUACCGCUCCUUCUAUCCCACGUAUGGAUUUAUCUACCAGCUCGGCGGUUUCAUUUCACGCUCCUCUACACCUUUUUACCGAAUCCACAAUCUCUAUAUCCCGUCAUUCCUCCAGAUUGCAAAUCUUUUCCUCCUCAUUUCGCAGGCGUUGUGGUUUUGGAUCCCAAGUGUGUAUCUCAUCUUUGUGGUGAUUUUCUGGGAGGGACUUCUCGGCGGAGCGGUGUAUGUAAAUACUUUUGCGGAGAUUAUGGAGAAGGUAGGAGAGGCCGACAGAGAGUUUAGUUUGGGGGCCACGAGUGUGAGUGAUAGUGGGGGGAUAUGUAUAGCAGGGUUUGUGGGGAUGGUUCUGGAGGUGAGUUUAUGUGAGUGGCAGGUUGAGAGGGGGGAGGGGGUGGUUGAGGAUGACUUAGUGGGGAAAGGGGAGAAAGGGGGGAGAUGA
Molecule: messenger RNA, 1806 nt
Organism: Botrytis sinoallii
Lineage: Eukaryota; Fungi; Ascomycota; Leotiomycetes; Helotiales; Sclerotiniaceae
Exons: 3
Coding region: 361-1806 (481 amino acids)
Biological process (GO): regulation of intracellular pH
Cellular component (GO): membrane; vacuole
Source: RefSeq, a predicted model, not a curated record